AUUUUCUCAUGGCCUUUGUAUACAAAUGACUUCAUCAGCCGCUUUUCUCUCUUCCUUUUCCGCUUCAGCUCAGCGAAGCCCCUGUCGUUUUGUAUUGAGCCGCGGGUCCCCAGCUAGCUAGCAAGAUGACCAAUCCCAAGGGAUAUCGUCGUGGAACGCGAGACAUGUUCUCGCGGGCCUACAAGACCAAGGGCGUGCAGCAUUUGUCCACUUAUCUCAAGUGUUACAAAACUGGCGACAUCGUGGACGUCAAGGGCAACGGUGCCUUCCAAAAGGGUAUGCCCCACAAAUCUUACCACGGAAAAACUGGACGCGUCUUCAAUGUGGCCAAGCACGCCGUCGGCAUCAUUGUGAACAAGCGUGUUAAGGGGCGCAUUCUCCCCAAGAGGAUCUCCAUCCGUAUCGAGCACGUGACCCACUCCAAGUGCCGAACCGACUUCUUGAAGCGUGUCAAGGCCAACGAGGUCAAGAAACGCACCGCCAAGGAAGCCAAGCAGCCCGCACCCGACUGCAAGCGUCAUGCUAAGGAACCCAUUGGUGCCCAUGUGGUCAGUGCCAAGAACAACGAGCCUCAAUUCUUGGCCCCCAUUCCUUACGAAUUCGUCGCUUAAGCUGUCAAUAAAGUUGGAUAUACCUAUCACGCACCGA
Tigriopus californicus is the source of this 648-nucleotide messenger RNA. RefSeq names its product large ribosomal subunit protein eL21-like (gene RpL21). Gene Ontology annotation, molecular function: structural constituent of ribosome. Bases 126 to 611 code for a protein of 161 amino acids. The record is from RefSeq and is a predicted model, not a curated record. Gene Ontology annotation, biological process: translation. The transcript has 4 exons. Lineage: Eukaryota; Metazoa; Arthropoda; Copepoda; Harpacticoida; Harpacticidae. Gene Ontology annotation, cellular component: cytosolic large ribosomal subunit; ribosome.